Penaeus chinensis is the source of this 5712-nucleotide messenger RNA. RefSeq lists its product as uncharacterized. The record is from RefSeq and is a predicted model, not a curated record. Gene Ontology annotation, molecular function: protein binding. The transcript is spliced from 23 exons. NCBI's taxonomy places the organism in Eukaryota, Metazoa, Arthropoda, Malacostraca, Decapoda, Penaeidae. Bases 1 to 5529 code for a protein of 1842 amino acids.
AUGGUCCAGGGUGUAGAAUACAGACGCACACUACUUAACAAACUAGUGGCACGCCAGGCCACGAGGACAGAGGCUCAAAGACCUACAGGUUACCAGUUACACCAACGUCGCAGGGUUGUGGAACGUCGCGGUUUGAGAGUGUCCAUUGAAACUUCAACCGAGGAACCUAAUUGUGACACACGACUUCUUGAAGAGGUGAGGCCCUUGCAGCGAAAGGGUACACGAGCGACCCGGGCUGUUAGGAGUGCCGCCGGGGUCGUAACGGAUGCUAAUGACAACCGUAUCCCGCCGCGCACCGCCUCCGAUCCUCUCCACUUCCUCGCCUUUCCGCCCUCUUGCCCUUCAGCCUUCCAUCCCCCUCCCACUUGCCCAGAGUUCUCGAAAUACCCGCCAAAGACUGCCCUUUGUCACCUGUCACACAUCACCUCUUCACGAACGCUUUUAAACUUGCCCCUUUUUUGCCCCUCCAUUCCCAGCAUCUCCACCUUUUUCCCAGAUUUGCCUCUUGUGGCUUCGGGUUCACGCGGCUCACGUCGGGUCCUCGAGAGCAGCGCCCGGGCUCCCCCUCAGCCGGCAGACGUCGAGCGUUUGAUUGCUGCAAGCGUUGAUAUGCAAUAUUCAUCACACCGGAUCUUUGUUGCAGCUGCCAGAGUGCGCCGGAGACUAAGAGAACCACGACCACCUAAGGUAGUGGGCGCCCCCGUGGGUGGAGGGGGAGGACCAGGGGGAGACGUGAGAGAUCCUCGUGUACCGCGCGGAGACUCUGCACACACGGUGGCGUGCCCUCUCCUGCCCCGAGCUCUCAGUCUCCGCCCUCGCGCCCGCCUGAACACACCCAGCGCGGUCCGCUCCUGGGUUGUCCCCACGAGCGAGGCCUACAGAACGACAGACGUGGACCUCUCCGGACGACACCUCGAGCGACUCCCGACCAGCCUCUUCUCGAGCCUCCACCUCACGAGUAUCAACCUUUCUCAUAACCUCCUAACACCUGCAGCCGCGCCAGCCACCCGCAAGCGGCUCACGAAGCGUCGCCGUGACCGUCGGCGCCGUCAGCCAAAUCCUGAGAGCCGAGAAAGUUCACGAACGAAGCCGUGGUCGCAGGAGCAGCAUGAGGGGAAGACGGAGAGCGCAAUAGCGGAGGACGAGGUUUCCUCUGACACCCUCAGUGGGGAUUCGGGCUUGCCGCCGGAGCCCCCCGAUGAGGAGUCCCCUGGAGAGGACGUUCAUCCUGCUGCGCAAAUUGAUGAAUCCAGCCAACACGCCGUGAACCAUUCUAAGAAAGCACUGAACCAAUCCUCGAAUCCGAAAGCGCAAGUCAAGAAAGAUGUCCCAGAGUGGGUGAACAUUGCCGAUGAAUUACAAGCUAAACUGCGUUUAAGGAGAGCAAUAUCGGAGGGAAAACUAUUGAACACGGUCGACCCUUCGGCCAUCGAAAGUAACGAAAAAAAUAUAAGUAAGCCACAAAAAAAGACAACCGACAAACCUCCUCAACUACCAAUUAUCAACAAAGAUUCAAAAGAAGCAGAUAAUGUUGCCGAAUGCGAAGGAAGAGCACUAACUUCCGAGGAGGAUGACAGCAGUUCGUCAUGUGCGGACGAGAGUGACAGUGCGGUCGAGACUGCAGGCGCAGGUGGAUCCAGAGGAGGCGUGAGGUCCCCCGCGCACAGGUCGCUUGGCGGCCUCGAUAACUUGAAACAUUUUCAACAAUUACAGGAGGUGAUUUUGUCGUGGAACGGCCUGCAGGAGGUCCCUGGCUGUCUUUUGUCGUUACCGAGACUAACUUGCCUCACCCUCUCACACAAUCACCUGCAGGUGCUACCAAACGCUCUCAAGUCACUCACCAGGUUGGUGGAGCUGGACGUCUCGCACAAUCAACUAGUGGGGCUCGGGGCGGGCGUGGCCGGCCUCCCGUCCCUGAGCUUCCUCACGGCCGCUCAUAACCGCAUCACAACAGCGUCUGAACUGGCGAACAUGGACACGCUCACGUCACUGGACUUGUGUGGCAAUCGUGUGAGCGAGGUGCCGGCGCUGCGGAUGGUGGAGGGCCAGGACGCACCGAGCUACUCUGAGGGCGAAGGCCUUAGCGACGCCCCCGCCUCCCACAGUAGUCGCGGAAGAGACACGGAACCACUCGCACUGAACCUGCGUCUGAACGACCUCACUGGGCCUGUCACUCUAGCCAGCAUUCAGAACGUGACUGAACUGGACGUGAGCGACAAUGGCAUUACCAGCCUGGACGUGUCUUGCCUGGCCUCCCUCACCGACCUCACCUGCUCCAACAACGCCAUCACCUCCCUCACUCUCCACGCCGGUUCUCUCGUCUCCCUCAUCGCCAGCAACAACCGGCUGAGCAGACUCGAAGUGCGUUUCCAUCCCCGGAAACUAGCUCGUCUCAAUCUCUCCAGGAACGAGCUGUCAGCCGUACCGCCAUGGCUGGUUUCGAGUACAGAAGUCACAUUGGUGGACGUGAGCCACAACAAUCUCGCGACGUUACCUGCUUUCCUCACUUCGGGACACCUGCGACGCCUCCACACCCUCUCUGCUCACCACAACCAUCUCUCCACCUUCAUGGUCCCCCAACGUGCGAUGUCUGAGCUACCCAGUAACCACUCGUAUCCCAACGUAGCCCACAGUUCCUCUUCCACGCCGUACCGAUCGCAGCAUCACGGCCGAGAACAAGCCCAAGGUCAGAGCUCGUCUAUCAACCCACACGAAGAACCGAAGUGGUGUUCACUCGAGGUGCUUUUGCUACACCACAACCGCCUCACGUCUCUGCCCAGCUGCCUCUUCACUUGGCUUAGCAGAUUACGAGUUCUGAACGUAAGUACCAACCAGCUGUCAGCGCUGCCGUCCCCUGAAGGACGACGAGGACGCGGGUCGCCAGAUGCUCGAGACGAGACAGGGCCUCAGACCAGCUAUCCGCUCCAGGAAGUAUAUGCAGCAGCUAAUAGACUUCGGGAUCUCACUCCUCUCCAGCACUGUAGAGCUCUACGCAUCCUCCACGCGCCUUACAAUAGGAUAGCCAGUUUACAGGAUAGGUUGAUAUGGUCUUGGGAGUUACUGGAGGAGCUGGUACUGUCAGGGAACGUCUUGAUGAAUGUGCCAGCUGGAGUUUCCCGUCUGCGUCGCCUCAGAGUCUUAAAGGUUCAUUCUAACCCACUGCGUUGCCUUCCCCGUCUGGCCCACCUCUCUGCUCUAAAGGUAGUGGACGCGUCUCACUGCCAGUUGGGCCGCGUCGAACUUGAGGAGCUAGUCUCGCCGGGGCUGGUGGCACUCGACAUCUCGGCCAACACAGCGCUUUCCCUCGACCACCAUCAGUUUACAAAGUGCAAGUCUCGACGGCCAGUAAACGUAGUCGAUGUCACCAGUCGUUCUGGACGGUCCCUGCCCCUGACCAAGCCUCACGCCUCUCAGCUCGCGUCAUCCCAAGACCCAAGCUUCAGAGGAAAGAACGACGCUUUCCCAAAGUUACCCUGGACGUUAGGCUUUGCUGAAACCAUUGGCAGAGACUCAAAGUUGACUGUAGGCCAGUUAAGGGUGCCAGAUAUAGCGGGCGAAGGACGUGUCGGCGUCGCAGCCUUGGCAGACGGAGGCCAAGAAGUAGGAUGCGUUGGAAGCCUCCUGACGGCACUUCCCGCGUUACUUCAGGAGGAAAGAGCUUGUUCUCGCUCGCACACAUAUGCUCUGAAAUAUGCGCUUCUUACCGCCCUGAGACGGCUGCGGUCCCAAGGAGCCCCUUUACCUAGCGCAGUGUGUGCCGCCCACUUAGAACUCGAGGGCGUCGAGUCUACCCGGUGCCCUGUCCUGCGCCUCUGCUGUUACGGUGCCGUGUCUGCCGCUGUGACGACGACGCACGGAGAACCUAUUUUCGUCACAACGUCAUCUCCUCGAACACAACAGAAUUGUGUCAGAAGCUGUGAUGACGGCGUGAAGUGUGCGUUAGGUGAGCCUGUCACCUUGCCCGACCCACACACGACAGAGUUGUACCUGGGGCCCCACCAUACCGCUGUUGUGAUUGGUAGUGCGAGUUUUUGGGAAGUUAUUGGGGCAGAUGAAGUGGCGAAUGUAUGUGGUGAGAUGAACGAUCCAGGCAAGGCAGCAAAGCGACUGCUGGACCUUGCACAAGGAUAUGGCACUCGCCAGGCCCUUAGUGUCAUUGUUGUGCGCCUUCUGCCAGCGCACCACAAAUGGCAGAGCCGUUCGUCCGUAGAGUGUACGCAGUUAAGUUCAAGUAGAUCAAAGUCCAAAAGUGUUGAAUUACUCAGUGGCGAGGGUGCACUCCACAGACGGAAUUCUGUGGAUGAAGACGCUCUGGCCCACCGAGUGCAGCUCAAUAGAAAAACGACGUCUGUAGAUGUGUCCACUAGCACAACAGAAAACGAUGACCACAGAAGGAAAUUGAGGUCUAACAGUCAUAGUAAAAAAAGUAUGAAUUCACCCUUACGUAACGACACGAAUAAAAGCAGGGUGGUCAGUGCUGUUCCGAAGACGAAGAGUCGUUCAGAGAGGAAUCUCGUGGAAAACAUUGAAGAUCUGGACCGUUCUUCGCCCAGUGGACAGAGCCAGAGCGAUCACAGUGAACACGAUUCCGAUAUCCAGAAACACAGUGCCAGAGCCAAAUCGCCCGAAUCCAUUAUCCCUCCCAAACCCCGGGCGUUGCGGCCCAACCUCGAGGACCUUUAUGCCAAACCCAACCGAAGAAAACGGGAAACAGGAAGCAAACCCGAGUUAGGAUCAAAGCCAGAGCCCGCGAAGACAAGCACCGUCCAGCAGGCAGUCACAUACUACCACUACCCUCGACCAGACCCGUCGCAACCAUCCCCUCAGAACCACCUGGCGUCGCACCUGCUCAACAUGGGGAACACCGAACUCGACGACGGCGUUCUGGCACCCCCUGCUGGCUUCGCUGACACCGGGAGUGACUCGGAGGACAGUGAUAGUGGUCUCAGUGGCGUGAGUGGAGGACAACGCACAAGCCCCAUGCAGCACGCUCAUUCCGAGGACAAUAUUCUAGGCAAUGAUCCUGAGCAGGUCACGGAGGAGCAGUUUCGCAGCUGGGAGUAUCUUCUAGCCCGCAAUGCAAAGCUUCUCUUCAUGCGUGAACUGGACACCUUGACCAGGUCGAAUUCACGCUGCAGUCCACUCCCUACCGCGUCCGCUCCCGACCUGGUCACGGCCACGACUACAGAACCCGACGCAUCUACUCACUUCCAACGCAACCCGAUCCGCAAAUCCCGCUUGGGUAGAGGUACCUUCCGUCUUAUCCAGAGCAAAUUGAGUGCCACGACAAGUAAAUUUAGCACCUUACAACGAUUUAAAAGUAACGCUUCUAAAAACGAGAGUAAUUUCCGCCGAUUUGGGAGCUUACAGAAUUUGAAGUACUAUCAACAGAAUCGGCCAAGGCCAUCUCAUUACCCGUUAGUUCAACCCGACCUGGCGACAGAAAUGCAAGAGCGACAGGCUUUGGAUUCACUUGAGUUGGAGACCCGCAUGCAUCACUACUGGCACACCGGUGUCACGAAUUUCUAACUUCAGGAACUUCCAACAUGAGAAAAAAUAAAAAUAAGAACAAUUAAAGACAUUUUAAAGCUAAUUCACAAUGAACCAAAUAGAACAGCAGUAGGUUUUUUGUAGCCAGGGUUUUCGUCAUGAAUAUGAACAUUGGUAUUGAUACCACUUGUAUAUCUCCACACAAUAAAGUAAUGACUUAUC